AUGACUUUACUCUGUGGGCCAGGCUGAGGCUUCAGGGAAGAGCUAGGCACUGUUCCAGAGAGGAAAGGGCGGAGCCACAGGCUGCUCUGCUCCUGCACCACUAGCCUCCUUUGUAAAAAGCUCUUAGCUGGGUCUGGACAGCACAGUUCUGGGUUCACCUUUGAGCAGAAUCUGCAGCACUCCAUGAAGGAGCUGAGACAGGCAAGGUGCACAGGCCCUGGAUCCUUUGGAAUCAUGCUCCAAAAGCAUCCUCACAGCUUUGCUCUGGUUUUUGUGACCUCAUUAGUGCUGUCCUACUGCUUGAGAAUGGCCUCAGCUGCUCCACCACGUGAUCCCAGUUUGGAUGCUGAAUGGGAGGAAUGGAAGAUGAACUUUAAAAAAUCCUACAGCCCGGAUAAAGAAGGGCACAGAAGAGCAGUGUGGGAAAAGAAUAAGAAAUUUAUUGAGAAACACAAUGCAGACUAUGAGCAGGGAAAGACAAGCUUCACUAUGGGCCUGAAUGGAUUUAGCGACAUGACACUGGAGGAAUUCAAGACACGUUGCACUGGAAUUUUAAAGUCUCCUGAAGAUUUGCCUAAAUCUAAGAAUUUAGAAGAGAACAGCAAUGAGGCACCUGUGAUGGAUUAGCUGGAAUAACAGGAGGGGCAUGAUUGGCAACAAUAAGAUAGCCUAGGAGUAAAGCAAUCACUCUGUCAUCGCCUCAGGAGCCUUCUGCCAAGAUGUGAACUGCAUGAUGCUGAAAGAAUGGACUAGGGGAAAGAAGGAACCGGAGGAGUCCUUUCCAUCACAUUGUCCAGCAUGUGCUGUGUAGAAUGAAACACUGAAUUCAUUUAAUAUUAACACUGUGAUGUGAACUACCGUGAAUAUUCACACUAAUAGAAUAUUAACAAUGUUUACCUCUAUAUCUUAAAAUUAAAGCUUGACUUUAAAUGUA
Messenger RNA from Peromyscus eremicus (cactus mouse), 934 nucleotides. RefSeq names its product protein CTLA-2-beta-like. The record is from RefSeq and is a predicted model, not a curated record. Bases 184 to 627 code for a protein of 147 amino acids. The transcript has 5 exons. Lineage: Eukaryota; Metazoa; Chordata; Mammalia; Rodentia; Cricetidae.